AUGAUAUACAGAAUAAGCAGUCCAGUUUCCGAGACCGGUAGUGGCCCAAAGAGACUCUCGAUGAACAACCCAUUCAGAGCCUCCGCUAUUGAAUUGGGCUUGCAAUCCUCAGACAACGAGUUCCACUCCUGGGCAACUCAGAACAACAUCAAUUUCCCGUACAACACAAACCGCAGAGCUACCUCCCAGAUCUCUUUCACAGGCAGCAGAAACAGCUCCCACCACAGCAUGAGUCCUCCAGCACCACGACCAGCGUCGAACAAUCCAUUUUUGGAUGAUGUUCAGGCAGACAGUGCAGGAAAUAGUUUUGAUUUAGAGAGUAGCGGUAAUAGCAGUGGUAAUAGAAGUCAGAAUGGUAACAGGAUAGGGAGUGGCGAUAAGCGAGAGGGGUAUCCUUCCGCUCAGGAGGAGAAAGAGAGGUUGAGGAAUGGGUAUGUUGAGCAGCGGUACGUUGAGGAGGGAUUUGAGGAGGAGGACUUGCCACCAUCGUAUGAGGAGGUGGCGGGGCGAAGCGGGUAUGGCAGAGAGAAGAGUGAGGGUGAAUCGGGAGAGGGCCGUUACGCGAAGCGUGGCGGGAAGGGGGUGGAGAGUGGUUGUAGUAGGUCUCGGCAGGAGGUGGGCGGUGGGAAUGGCGGUAGUCGGAGUGGGAAGGUUCGAUCACAUCAUGUUCAUUCUUCGUCAGGUACCCAGCGUCCAAGUUUUAAAGAUAGGAAGAAUGGCCAUCAUCAUCAUUCAUCCGGAGAAAAGGAAAAGAGAAGUGGGUCUUCAGGAAAGAAAGACAAAAGUGGCAAGGGAACUUUGAUGCCCAAGAAUGUCGAUACUAUUGAUAAGCUAGACGUUACAGGGCUGUUUGGGGGGGCGUUCCAUCACGACGGGCCCUUUGAUGCAUGUACUCCGCACCGCAAUAAGAAUAACAAGGUUGCACCUGUUUUGGCAUUCCCCAAGGAUGGACCGAAUUCGACGUUGGCUGGGGCCCCCCCUGCGGCUAACAAGGCUGCUAGGAACGAGGUUUUCGGGCUUGAUGAAGAUGACGACACGUAUCUUUAUACUUCGAAGCGCACAGGAGGUGCCCCAUCUACAAAUGCCUCUAGUGCUACUAUAGAUGCUAUUAAAAUCCAUCCUGAGGUGACACAGUUUGAUGCCAAGGUUAAGGCCGACCUUGUGCAUGGGCCUACCACUCAGGGUUUGGGAUCGACUACGUUCCUGGACGGCGCUCCCGCCGCUCCAAUCGCUAUCGAGGAGGCUAUGCAAAAGCAGAAUGCCGUCGGGAGAAAAAAGUCUCUCAGCAAAAGAUUAGCUAAAAGUCCACCCACUAUGAACUCGUCCGGUCCCAGUGCAGAAGCCAUUGCUAGCAGGCGAAGUGGCAAUCCUAAACUUAAAAAAUCCCAGUCUGCUGUGCUUGCAGAUGAUGAAAUUGAUGUCGACGAGGAUGAAUUUUACUUAUCUCCGCUUCCGGAACCAGACGCCAGGAAAGAAUCCUCCGGAAACAAGUUUCUGCGCAGAGUAAAGAGUCUAAAGGUCAGCAGACGCGGUUGA
Molecule: messenger RNA, 1536 nt
Organism: Eremothecium cymbalariae DBVPG#7215
Lineage: Eukaryota; Fungi; Ascomycota; Saccharomycetes; Saccharomycetales; Saccharomycetaceae
Product: Pal1 family protein
Exons: 2
Coding region: 1-1536 (511 amino acids)
Biological process (GO): nucleocytoplasmic transport
Cellular component (GO): cytoplasm; nuclear pore
Molecular function (GO): structural constituent of nuclear pore
Source: RefSeq, a predicted model, not a curated record